CUUCUCUUCCUUCCUCAUUCUGCUAUAUAUUAAAAAAAUAGCACUCUUUAAUAAAGAUCUACCUUCAGUCCUAUCAAGUUUUAGCUUUAACCAUGGCUUCAUUCGCAGCAAGUGUAUCAUCCUCAGAGCUGGCUAGUCCUUCAGCGGCGGUCAGCUCUGCCCCGGUAUCUUCAACUUCGGCUGUGCAGCUACCAUUGUCGGACUUGCCCAUGGGUUGGCAACAACGUCACACAUUAAAGACCAAUCGAACCCGUACUGUGUCUUGGCCGGGAUUCCCAGCUGCAUCAAAAUCCGUUUUGAAACCACUACCUGCGCACCAUCGGUAUAGGCAUAGUGGGCUAUCAGCACCCCUAUUACUACCAUUAAAUGUGAGAAAUACUUUUCGUCUUAUGGGGAUUCUCUCGGUGGUUUCCUCGCUGAUGGCCCUUCCCUGGCACUCAUAUGGACAUACGAACUACAAACAGGGGUUUGGGCGAGGGACCGAGUUCUUGACUAUUACAGGCAUGGUAACCUUACUCUGUCUUUGCCUGGGUAUUGUAGGUGAUCACUUUCAGACAAAAAGUAAGUCGUAUUUUUACAUGUAUUAAAAUAUAGUCCGUCCCAUUAAAAAACGAGACAUCCCAUCUAGUGUUAAAAGAAGAAGUGUAUUAGAACAAAGAAAUAAAA
Molecule: messenger RNA, 666 nt
Organism: Lobosporangium transversale
Lineage: Eukaryota; Fungi; Mortierellomycota; Mortierellomycetes; Mortierellales; Mortierellaceae
Exons: 2
Coding region: 93-587 (164 amino acids)
Source: RefSeq, a predicted model, not a curated record